CAUACCUGUAGGGAGGGAGAGCCAGAGAAGAAGAAGAAGUAUGUACCAUGUUUUGUCUACAUUGGGGCCCACAAGCUCUAACUGCCAACUGAGCAGAGGACCUGUCAUUCUGCUUGGACGGUUUGUCACUAACUUUUGUGAGACCCCCAACCCUGACGAUGUCCCAGUCCAAACACAAGACCCUGAUCCGAGUGCUGCUGUGGUGGGUUGCCCUGCUGUCCGUCUGCCAGGCUGCUCUGUUGGUGCUGUUCUUUACUAAGGGGCACUUUGGGAAGAACGGAGAUGCACAAGAGAGGAGCGUUGACACUCAGUUUGGCUCAAAUCCAUCUUCUGAGAACCCAAGUUCCCAAGACAAAGCCAAAAUGUUAACCUUUGAGGCCACUGGAGUUCAAGCAAAUAACACCAUCACAUGGUAUGCUUCGAACCCGAAUUAUGGUCCAGUUGAUGAUGGAGAUUCUGGAGAUCUCAUCGUCCAAAAGGACGGGCAGUUCUUUGUGUGUCUCAGGGUAACCCUGAAGAACAGCACAUGCAGGAGUCAGGACACAUGUCCCCAGAUAGAAGUGACUCUAAAAGAGGUAACUGGAAAACAUGAAGAUAUUCUUACAGGUUGGAUCAAUAAUAAGACACUGAGCACAGGUCUCUUGUGCAAGAUGAAGAAGCUGUUGAAAGACAAUAAGCUGAGAGUGGAGAUCAAACCUCCAAAUCGAGAAAAAGUCCAUUUAAAUAAGAACCAGAGCCACUGCUCCCUGGACAUCUUCUAUAUGCCCAACUGAACCAUGUCUGCUGAACCUGGUACACUCAAUGCAAACACAUAGUAUCCUGGAACUGCAAAACACAAAAGAAUACAUGGUAUUAGAUUUCUAAGCAGCAGGUAGAGCUAUUUCCUCACUAGUCAGAUUGCUCCAGCCUCCAGUAGCCUGUAGAAUAUGAAUGUCAUGCCCAAGGGCAAGACACCUUACCUCUCCUGCCAGUGUUUUGCAACAUCGUCCUUGUAUAUGUUAGUAUGUCAUGUGGUGACUCAGAUGUUGUAGUUGUCUGUGUGCCUCAGGGCAGCUGUGACCUUGGACAUAGCUUACCAACACUGGUUGUGUCAGAGCAGUGGAUGAAUAAUGAACAUACCUGAAAACUUUUUAAACUAGACUAAACAAAAAAUUGUGGAUGAAUAACUGAAACUGAAUAUAUAUGGCUCAAUGUUUUUUUUUUAAGCCUAAAUGUAUUUAAAAGUUUGAUGGAUGAAUAGAACAUUCACCAAAAAGAACAUUUAUUUAACAUUUGGUGCAUUCACUACAGAUGUGUGUUUUGAUAUACUUAGUAGUAAAUAGCUUUUCUUUUUCAAAACACAGAAUUUCUCUAAAAGCUCAUUUUAAGUUGAUUUUAAGUUAAUUUUUCCUGAAUGUAUUUUCAAACUUUACCUUUUUGAAUGUAUUUAUUAAUUUAUUUAUUGAACAUUUCAGGGAUAAAAAGAGUAUUUCUGACUAGGCCUGUCUUGGCCUGAUGUUGUUACCGACAACAUGAGUGUUAUUUAUUUAUUUUUUUUAAAAGAGGAUGCUAUUUGUUUUAAAAUUAAUCUAUGUUAAUCUUGAUUCUCUGUUUAUUGAUUUAGGGGCU
Boleophthalmus pectinirostris (great blue-spotted mudskipper) is the source of this 1608-nucleotide messenger RNA. RefSeq lists its product as uncharacterized. The transcript is spliced from 5 exons. Gene Ontology annotation, molecular function: protein binding. Lineage: Eukaryota; Metazoa; Chordata; Actinopteri; Gobiiformes; Gobiidae. The coding region runs from base 159 to 773 and encodes 204 amino acids. The record is from RefSeq and is a predicted model, not a curated record.